Messenger RNA from Rotaria socialis, 1119 nucleotides. The record is from the annotation of a GenBank genome assembly. NCBI's taxonomy places the organism in Eukaryota, Metazoa, Rotifera, Eurotatoria, Philodinida, Philodinidae.
AUGGGCACCCAGCAAAAUCCUGAAUUUCUUCAAGUCAAAAAAACUCGUGAACAAAUAAAACAGCGUGUAUUAAAUGAGUUUACACCGAUCGGGAAAAUUUAUGAUGAAGAGAUGACGAAAACUGAUAUGAAUUCAGUGGCGAUAGCCAUAUUUCCAACGGUGCAUGAAAUGUAUCAGGGCGCUGCUAAAAAUCGACGUAAAAUGAUACCACCAUUACCAGAAUCAUGCCUGUUUGAUAUUCCUAAUGAAUUUAAAUUAACAAUUGAAAAAAAAAGAUUUUUGUUAAUCGAUGAAGCUCGUGUAAGACGUAAACGUCUAUUACUUUUUGCAAGCGAUGCGCAACUUGAUUUAUUAUUCAAUGCAUCAACCAUCUACAUGGAUGGUACAUUUAAAAAAACUCCGCCACAAUUCAGUCAAAUAUAUAUAAUACAUAUAGUACAUUUUGAUAUCUGUGUGCCAUGUGUGUUUGGUUUAUUGGUGAAUAAAAAAGCUGCAACCUACAAACAAAUUUUUUCUGAAUUGAAAAAUGCUGCUUUAAGAAAGCAAACUGUUUUUUCACCCUCAGUUAUUAUGACCGACUUCGAAUCUGGUUCAAUUUCUGCAUUUCCAACAGCUCAACAUCUUGGCUGUUAUUUCCAUUUUUCUCAAGCGAUCUAUAGGCACAUUCAGUUUCUGGGGUUGCAACGGCAGUACACGAUUGAUGAAACAUUGAGAGUUUUAUGUAGAAAGUUGAUGGCUUUGCCAUUGAUGCCACGUGAUAAAAUUUUAUCUGGUUUAGACGAAAUACGAGAAGCUGCUGAUCUUUUACCUGGUUUACCAAUGAUUCGAUUAUUGGAAUAUUUUGACAAGAACUGGAUGUUGGAUAUUGAUUUGUGGAAUGUAUAUGGCUUUGAUAGUCGGACAAACAACAUUUGUGAAGGCUAUCACAAUAGAAUGAAUUGUCGUAUUUAUCGAAAUCAUCCAAAUAUAUGGCAUUUCAUCGACUUUAUGAAAACAGAGGAAAAACGUGUACAGAAUACUGUACUUCAAUGGUCUUCCGGUGCGUUGAAGAAGAAAACCAAAAGAACAACAGCAUUACAAAAUCGAAUAAACACGCUUUAUAGUCGCUAUAAUAACUAG